Molecule: messenger RNA, 1553 nt
Organism: Anguilla anguilla (European eel)
Lineage: Eukaryota; Metazoa; Chordata; Actinopteri; Anguilliformes; Anguillidae
Gene: kctd14
Product: potassium channel tetramerization domain containing 14
Exons: 2
Coding region: 148-876 (242 amino acids)
Biological process (GO): protein homooligomerization
Molecular function (GO): protein binding
Source: RefSeq, a predicted model, not a curated record
AUACGCAUGCGUAUGCAUGAUCUUUUCGAACAAGUACGUGGUUUUCCAUAAGACUUCACCACACCCGCCAAGUCUGUAUCUUCCUGGAAAGCGAACAAAAUCUUGACUGACAUACAAGCAGGUUUAUUACGCCGAAAGUGGGAAAAGAUGAGUCUUCCUGAUUGCAAAUCUCUCGGGAAACAAUCCAACGCUAUUUUUCAUCUGAACUCACCCAUAGUGCAGCUGAAUAUUGGUGGACAUGUGUACUGCACAUCACUGAGCACACUCAGGAAGUGCCCCAACUCUAAGUUGGCAGACAUGUUCACUGGGCAGCCCAAGCUGCAGACAGAUGCUGGAGGUAGAUUCUUCAUUGACAGAGAUGGGACACACUUCCAAGGCAUUCUUGAUUUUUUGCGCACCCAACGGCUUCCUACUGAGCACGUGCAGGAAGUGUAUCGAGAAGCGCUGUUCUAUGAUGUCAAGCCGUUGGUGAAGCAGCUGGAGGAGACGCCGCAGCUCUUUGGAGAGAUGGUGGGAAGACAGCAGUUUCUGGCAAGGGUGCCGAAUUACCGGGAGAACCUGGAGGUGAUCAUUAGGAUAGCCCGGGCAGAGGCCAUUGCCAGUCGCACUUCCAGUAUUAUUGUGUGCAUUCUGAGAACGGAGGAGGAUGUCAACCGAUACACUGAUGCAAUUAACAGCCUGGACACUGACAAAGAGUCAGUGGUGAGCUUUGGCCCUUGGAAAGCCCUUCCCACUGUUGGAGACCUGCUUGACUGUAUUAAAAUGGACAUUGAAGCAAAGGGAUACAAGAUUACUCUCCAACCACACAGUACUGAGAAAGUGUUCAGUUUCAAGAGCUACGACUUCUUUUACAGGUUGAUUUUCACCUGGUGGUAGAUGUGAAAAGCAACAUCAGAGAUGGAUGUGGGACAUUCACAUGCUUGCUUUGUAGUUCAACCAAGUCCAUACCAUGAUAAAUGACUAAAAUCAUUGUAAACCAGAUUGAAUAUUUGGAAUGUUCAGAAAACAAAUAUUCAACAUAGCUGCUUUCAUAGAGGCUUUCUGUACCUAAUUUGCUAUAAAAAUAUUGGAAAAAACCUUUAUUGGAGUCUAACAUUUGAAGAUUCAAACCAUAACUGCCACAUUUGAACCCAUUUUCUGUUUACUCUUCCUUUAUAUUCUGCUAAACUCCAAUACGAAUGGGAGCUACCGCUAAUGUGUACUGACACAAUGACAGUGCUGCUUUGUCUUAGAGAAUAAACAAUUUCCUAUGGGUUAUAUAUUAACAAUGUGCUACUGAUUUAUACUCAUUUAGAUACUCAUAUUAGUACAAAGUUAAAUCUAUUGUAUUUAUUUUUGUAAAUUUAAAUGAAACAUUGUUAUUGUGGAUAAAUGUUAUUUCUCUUCGGUUCAUAUGAGAAUUGUACAGAUAUGAGUACAAAUGAAAUCCAGUGGAAAAUAAAGUUGGAAUAAUAUAUUUAAUAGGAACGUUAACUUUGGAAAACAGUUCCCAUUGUUGCACUGUCAACUUCAAUGAACCACAUCCAAAGUAAAUAAAAAUUAUUGAAUUGUGA